Molecule: messenger RNA, 1633 nt
Organism: Colletotrichum godetiae
Lineage: Eukaryota; Fungi; Ascomycota; Sordariomycetes; Glomerellales; Glomerellaceae
Product: 26S proteasome subunit P45 family protein
Exons: 4
Coding region: 1-1335 (444 amino acids)
Biological process (GO): proteasome-mediated ubiquitin-dependent protein catabolic process
Cellular component (GO): proteasome regulatory particle, base subcomplex
Molecular function (GO): ATP binding; proteasome-activating activity; ATP hydrolysis activity
Source: RefSeq, a predicted model, not a curated record
AUGGUAUGGACCCUGCGUCCUUCCGCUACCGGCCAGAACUGGGAGAAAUACCAGAAGACCUACGCAGACGAUGAGGUCGAAGAGAAGAAGAUUACGCCGUUGACCGAUGAAGAUAUCCAAGUGCUCAAGACCUACGGAGCCGCCCCGUACGGUGCUGCCAUCAAGAAGCUUGAGCAACAGAUCAAGGAGAAGCAAACAAGCGUAGACGAGAAGAUUGGUGUCAAGGAAUCCGAUACGGGUCUUGCCCCUCCUCACCUUUGGGACGUAGCAGCAGACCGGCAACGCAUGUCGGAAGAACAGCCUCUCCAGGUCGCCCGGUGUACAAAGAUCAUCCCCGAUGAGAAGGACGACUCCAAGAGCAAAUAUGUCAUCAACGUCAAGCAGAUUGCCAAGUUCGUCGUGCAGCUCGGCGAGAGAGUGAGCCCUACGGAUAUCGAAGAGGGUAUGCGAGUCGGCGUCGAUAGGAACAAGUACCAGAUUCUUCUGCCGCUGCCACCCAAGAUUGAUGCUAGCGUUACGAUGAUGACGGUUGAGGAGAAGCCUGAUGUUACGUACGGAGAUGUUGGUGGUUCAAAGGAACAGGUCGAGAAGCUGCGCGAAGUCGUCGAGAUGCCCCUUCUGUCGCCAGAGCGGUUCGUCAACCUUGGUAUCGACCCCCCGAAGGGUGCCCUGCUGUACGGUCCCCCCGGUACCGGAAAGACCCUCUGCGCCCGAGCUGUCGCCAACAGAACAGACGCUACCUUCAUCCGAGUCAUCGGCAGUGAGUUGGUCCAGAAGUACGUCGGUGAGGGUGCAAGAAUGGUGCGCGAGCUUUUCGAGAUGGCGCGGACGAAGAAGGCCUGCAUUAUCUUCUUUGACGAAAUCGACGCCAUUGGUGGUGCCCGUUUCGACGACGGUGCUGGUGGAGACAACGAGGUUCAGAGAACUAUGCUGGAGCUCAUUACUCAGCUGGACGGUUUCGACGCUCGUGGCAACAUCAAGGUCAUGUUCGCAACCAACAGACCUUCCACACUGGAUCCCGCCCUGAUGAGACCCGGUCGUAUCGAUCGUAAGAUUGAGUUCUCCCUGCCCGACCUCGAGGGUCGCGCCAACAUUCUGCGUAUCCACGCAAAGAGUAUGUCAGUUGAGCGGGACAUUCGGUGGGAGCUCAUCUCGCGUCUGUGCCCCAACGCCACGGGUGCCGAGCUUCGCAGCGUCUGUACAGAGGCCGGUAUGUUCGCCAUCCGCGCCCGGAGAAAGGUGGCGACGGAGAAGGACUUCCUCAGCGCCGUGGACAAGGUCAUCAAGGCCAACCUCAAGUUCAACUCGACGGCCAGCUACAUGCAAUACAACUAAGAUGGGCAAAUCCAGAGGUUACGAGAGGGAAGGGGGGGGUCACGGAGUUUCGUCAUGUCCCUUUUUUCAAAAGGCUGUAAGAAUAGGCAGGCUUCGGAUCGGGGAAGGUUCUAGAGGGCGUGAUACCUUCCGAGAGAAAGGAGAAAUAGAUCAUGCAUUUCAUGUGCCAGUCGAGGUUUCCCAUAAGCGCGCUUUGCAAGUGACAUAAUGAGUCUGACUGCCCAGCCAAGGUACGAAGAGAAAUGACCGCGCGUAACGUAGCUUUUCUUGUCCUAGUUCGUUUUGCCGAGGGGUACAU